Messenger RNA from Puccinia graminis f. sp. tritici CRL 75-36-700-3, 2363 nucleotides. RefSeq lists its product as uncharacterized. Gene Ontology annotation, biological process: cytoskeleton-dependent cytokinesis. The transcript has 10 exons. Gene Ontology annotation, cellular component: cytosol; septin ring; septin complex. The record is from RefSeq and is a predicted model, not a curated record. The coding region runs from base 302 to 1603 and encodes 433 amino acids. NCBI's taxonomy places the organism in Eukaryota, Fungi, Basidiomycota, Pucciniomycetes, Pucciniales, Pucciniaceae. Gene Ontology annotation, molecular function: GTPase activity; GTP binding; molecular adaptor activity.
UUGUUGUUGAUCGACUGGCCCUUCCCCCUGUCUGCGAGCUGUCAUCCAGACUCAGCCAGCCUCUGUCACAAGAAUCGUUUAGACCCCCAACUUGUCCCUACAGCCUCCUUCCCCCCCUACAGAGCGACAUAGCCACAGCCAGAGAGAAAGAGCAGGAGAGAGAGAGAGAGAACGGUCAAGAGGAACACAACAUCACUUUUAACUAUACAACUACCAUACUCAGAACCAUCCAACCAAGCAACCAAGCACCAGGCAGAUAGACAUCCCAGCCGGAUAACUAUCGAUCAACUCUCUGUUCACGAUGUCUGAUACUGACCACUACUCUCAAACCGACCAACAGGGUAAUCAAUCCAACAUCAGCCAGGAACACUCCGAACAACCUCUGGCGAAUGUUGUACGUAAAAAAUUGAUGGGAUACGUUGGCUUUGCCAACUUGCCCAACCAAGUCCAUCGCAAAUCAGUACGGAAGGGCUUCCAUUUCACCAUCAUGGUCGUCGGUGAAAGUGGUCUAGGCAAAUCUACUCUCAUCAAUACCCUCUUUAACACAACACUCUACCCUCCCAAAGAAUAUCCGGGACCUCAUGCUGAACGGCCACGGACGAUCGCAAUCCAAAGUAUCUCUGCGGAUAUCGAGGAAGCUGGUGUUCGUCUGAGACUUAAAGUAGUCGACACUCCUGGCUAUGGCGAUUUCGUCAACAACGCCGAGUCAUGGAGACCUAUCCUGGAGAAUAUCGAGGCUCGAUUUGAUGGCUACCUCGAACAAGAAAAUCGUGUCAACCGUGCCAAGAUAGUUGACAACCGAAUCCAUGCCUGUAUCUACUUCAUCGAGCCCACUGGUCAUUCACUCAAGCUAGUCGACGUAGAAUUCAUGAAGUGUCUUCACACCAAAGUCAACCUUAUCCCGGUGAUCGCCAAAGCAGACACGAUGACGGACGAUGAAAUCGCCGCUUUUAAGCAACGGAUCUUGGCGGAUAUCGCAUUCCAUAAUAUUAGAAUCUAUGAAGCCCGCCGGUACGAGAAAGAGGACGAAGAAACCAUUGCUGAAAACGAGGAGAUCAUGCGGAAAAUUCCAUUUGCCAUCGUCGGCUCGGACUCGGAAGUCCAAACAGCUGAUGGACGACAAUGCCGCGGACGUCAAUAUCCAUGGGGAAUCAUCGAAGUGGAUAACGAGGAGCACUGUGACUUUGUCAAACUAAGACAAAUGCUAAUCAGAACACACAUGGAAGAAUUGAAGGACCACACAGCCAACGUGUUGUAUGAAAAUUACCGAACGGAGAAAUUGCUUUCGAUAGGGGUCACUCAAGACCACUCUGUCUUCCAGGAAGUCAAUCCUGCUGCGAAGAUGGCCGAAGAGAGGGCCCUUCAUGAAGCGAAGCUGGCAAAGAUGGAGGCAGAGAUGAAGAUGGUGUUCCAACAGAAAGUGGCUGAAAAGGAGGCCAAGUUGAAGCAAUCGGAAGAAGAGCUAUACCAUCGUCACCGAGACAUGAAAGAAGCGCUUGAAAAACAAAAAGCGGACUUGGAAGAUAAGAAACGUCGUCUGGAAAGUGGAAGGCCCUUGACACCAGAGAAAACGAAGAAGAAAGGCUUCCUCAGCAAUCGAUAAAGAGCGACCCCAAUUGAGUCAAGCCCAUGAUGAUUAUAUUCAUCUCCUAUUGUUGGGACACUUUCCUUUCUCUUUCCCCUUCUUUUUAUCGCUAGUGACAACCCCAAUCUCCUCUGCCUCUUUCUCCCUCUCUCACUCACACAUCCAUAAACCUCUAGUCAUCUCCCUUUUGAAACUCAUGAUUUGAUUUUUUUAUGAUGAUUAUUUUUUUUUUGGUAAUAUGGCCACUUUGCUUUUGGUUUUCUUCCUAUCAAACUAUUUUUUCUUUGUUUUGUUAUACUCAUGAGAAGAAAAUGAUUUGAUCCUCUUUUGAUUAUCCUCUCCCUCUCUCAGUAUACAUAUUCUUCUUCUCAUAAGGAGGUUUAGUUUAGUUUUCAGUUGUUUUAAUCAUCUCUCUUAAUAAUGAGAAGAAUGUUUUGUCCUUUCCUCACUGUUUUGCAUCAUGAAAAGAAAAAAAGAAAGAACACCCCCCUCCUCUCCCCUCCACUCUUUUGUUUCUUCUUCUUUAUUCUCUGCUCUCUCUCUCUCUAGUAGUUUCUUUAUUUUACUUCACAACUUGUUUCAUUCUUUCAUUAUUUAUUUAUUUAUUUAGAUAUACAAAUUUCUGGUCAACUACUCUUUUUCAUCUCUUUCAUUCUACACUGCACCUCUUCUGCUGGGUGUGAGACUCAGAGAGAGAGAGAGAAUCAAAAGUGGGUUGAAGUGGCUGGUCUUAUGCUUGAAUGUAUGUAAGGUUGGACAACAAGAAUUGGGUUUUUUU